AUGAUCGUGGGGGAGGUGAUCGCCGUUGUCGCCUGUGUGGCAGCAGUCGUCUCCGCAUACCACGAUGGCAACCAGCUUUUUGAGGCCAUCAAGAAAAAAUGGAAGAAACACCGUCGUCCACCAGCCCUCACCAGCGAAGCAAGCCCUACCGAUCUCGAGUGGUCACUACGGCGUGGACGAGAAGAUAUUCUGACCGAGUGGAAUGCCCACACCAGCCGACUAGGCCGCCAUUUCGAAGAUGGCGACCCGCUGGCUCGCGAGCAGAUGAAGGACAUCGUGAUCGAGUUGCAGAGUGCUUUACUCGCAAACUUGCGUGAGAAUAACGCUGACUUUGAUCUGAUGGCUCUGGUUCAAGCUUCCGAUCGCGGUCGGAUCAAAACCAUUACGGUCUUUCAUAACUUAUACCAGCGGCUCACCCAGGCUGCCCCCAUUCCACCACCCAUCAGUUUCGGUCCCGUCCCAAUCGAUCCCGCUUCAAGGCUAUUUUACUGGAUCAACCUCAUCGAGAAUCAGUAUUUGGCUCAACUCCCAUCUUCCCGGUACAUACAGAGCAGAUCAUCAUUCCCCGGGGCCAGGGUCUUAGCAGGAAGCUCGUCGGGUCCACAGCUUGACAUGUUGAAUUUUAUCCGCCAGGUAGAGGAACAGGCGGUCUCGCCACAAUCCAGGAGGUCCUCCGGCUCAAGGGCCUCCUUCGGAAGUCUCCUUUCGGGUCGUCGGCGAUCCUCGGUCGAGGCGUACUCUCCACGAGGCGAGUCGAGCUCUCACUUUGGCAGCUUCGGGUCAGGUGCGGGUCUUCCGCCCAUGCUUGAAAUGCCCGACCAGUAUACGAUCGUCGAAAGGCCACCGGAGGGUUCUUACGGCUCGGUCGGUGCAUAUAGAGCUGAUCUCCAGGAUUAUAUUGAGCAAAAUCAAAUCAAUCGAAUCACUGCGGCUCGACUGCAACAGAAUAUACAGCGAGAGCUAGCGCAGCAAGAGAUGCCAGAGUACACCCUCCCAACUGAGGUUGAUUCCCGUCAGCAUGAUAGUGCACCCUCAUCAUCAGGUGGGGACGAUAUGAACUACGACCCUCUCACUCUUGAAAUGACCGCAAACCCGUGGAUCAUGGACGCGGGUCAGACGACCACGACCUCAUCGCGCAUAGACGUGGACCCUAGAGCGUCAGACAUGGAUUGGACUCGAACUUAUACUCCUGAGCCAAUCCCUGAACCGGCCGCCCAUAUGCAUCCACUUCGAACGAACAUAGUUGAUUCCAGGUACCUCCUAGGCAUGGAAACACCGUGGGCAGAGGAGUUCAGUCCAUUGGAGAACGUUGAACGACGUAGAGCAGCGAUGAUGGAUACUGGUAUCGAGUCUAGAGGCUUCAUCCCCCAACUUCGACCCGAAGAGACCAUCCGACAAGAACACUAUACAAGCCCCCGCCCUCAUCCCCCUCCCUCUUCCCGAAAUCGUCCAAAUUCACAACCCGGACGUCUACCCCAGACCAACCUCCGCGACCCACCUACCCCAGUCACCACCGGCACAUCACCCCCAAUCCGCACUCCCAUCUCACGCCCCACACUCACACCAUCCAUCUCCUCCACCAACUCCGGCACAUCCUCAGCAUCCUCCGACCGCCCACCCCGCAACUGCUGGCCCCCCAGCAACGACAACAACUACGCCGGUUUCUGCAAAGGCGCCUGGAAAUUCUCCUCCGGCCUCGGCGGUUUCAAAGUCCACUCUGAACCAAAAGGCUACUACUCCAUGGUCUCAAAAUGGCGCUGCGCAACCUGUUUCUUCGAAAUGCCCCUCGACACGGACUCACGCCGGAACGACCCGAAAGUCAAUACCGAAGUAUCAACACACCCUUCUACGGGCAUCCAAUACCGCUGGGCGUUUCUGGCAAAGAGUCAUAUGAAGUGUAAGCGGUCGCUGACGGGGGAGUUGAAGGAACCACGUGGUCCGUUCGGAUGUAUAUUUUGUUGUCGGGAGCUUGGGGGGCCGGUUAGGGCGUUAGAGGGGCUGGAUACAUUCAUGAGGCAUCUUUUGGAGCAUCGGGAUUGUGGGGAGGGGGCGCUUUUGGAGAGGGCGAGGUGUGUUGUUGGGAGGGUUGCUGGGGUGGAGGAGGAUUUUGAUGUUAAUAUUCCUCCGCUGGAGGGGUUUGAGAGUUCCUAA
This is a messenger RNA of Penicillium cataractarum, 2151 nucleotides long. RefSeq lists its product as uncharacterized. Lineage: Eukaryota; Fungi; Ascomycota; Eurotiomycetes; Eurotiales; Aspergillaceae. The transcript is spliced from 2 exons. The record is from RefSeq and is a predicted model, not a curated record. Bases 1 to 2151 code for a protein of 716 amino acids.